Molecule: messenger RNA, 6921 nt
Organism: Mercenaria mercenaria
Lineage: Eukaryota; Metazoa; Mollusca; Bivalvia; Venerida; Veneridae
Product: microprocessor complex subunit DGCR8-like
Exons: 17
Coding region: 270-3149 (959 amino acids)
Biological process (GO): primary miRNA processing
Cellular component (GO): microprocessor complex
Molecular function (GO): primary miRNA binding; heme binding; double-stranded RNA binding
Source: RefSeq, a predicted model, not a curated record
CCAUUGGGCUUAAACAUAAAGGACUGUAGAAGAUAAAAAAUGAUUUAGUUAGUUACUAGCACCUAGCCUAUGGACAUUUUUGUAAACUACACAAACUUCUAAACUGUGCAAAGUAUAGGAGGUGGGAUUAGGGCGUCGCAUUCUUUUGGAACGGAAGUUUUGAACAUUUAUUCCUAGUCUCUGUUUUAUCAGUUAAAACAUUUGACAUUUUAUCAUUCAUCAAAUCUGGCUCAGGUUAUUGUGGAUUCACCUGGCUUGCUCUUAAGACCAUGGAAAAUGACACUAGUGAGCUAUUCAACACAGAAGCUCUCAGCUUUGACAGUACCCUGGAUAGUUUAAUGGAUGUGGAUUAUGUGGUAGAUGAGAAAGCAUUGCCAUUCAAUCCACCAUCAUUUAAUCCUCCAUCUGAAGUCCUCAUGUCUGCCCAGAAUAGUUUUAGGGCUGACAUAGGGCAUAAUGAUGGAGGUAGUAUGGAGACUGCUGACACUGGAAAGACUUCAGAACUUGUGCUAGAAAAAGAAGUAUCGGAACCUGUAUUGGAAAAAGAAGUAUCUGAACCUGUGUUGGAAAAGGAAGUGCUGGAAGCUGUAUCAGAAAAGGAAGAAGGCGAAAACAGAACUGAUUCUAGUGAAAAGUCAAAGGAGUGCAUAGCAAUUAAAGGAAAUGCUAUUGAUACAGUAAAUAAAGAAUUAGGUAUUGAAGAAUUAGAGAAGGGAAAUGAUCAAACAGUCCAGAUUAAUAUUGAGAUUAAAGAAAGGGUAGCAAAUGUUUUACGAGAGCCUAGUCCUAACUUUGAUCAAAUUAAAGCAAAACGGAAAAAGAAUCUUGCAAAAAAGAAACCAACAACCAAAGAUAAUGCCACCAAAAAGGAAAAGGCUGUUGCUAAAGGUGCUAAAGGUAGUAAUGCAACUAAAUGUCCCAUUAAACAUGCAACAACUUCAGCUGAAUCUAAUAUAGUAUUGAACAAUAUUGAAGAAAAUGUCAAAGAGCCUCCUCUUAAGAAAAUGCGAAUUUCUUCAGAAGGACGAAAUGAAAAUGAAAUAACCAAAACAGAGCAAAAGGGUAAAAGUGUUAAUGAUUCCAAUGGAUUUGGAAAAGUCACUUCAAAUGAAACUGAAGAUACUACUCCAGAUACAAAUAAGAUCAGACAAGUAAGUAUAUCAGAACAUGAAACUCUUGAAUCUAAACAGGAAACAGUGAAUUUUGAUGUUGUUUCUGAGGUUGGGAAAAGGGUCGAAAGUGAAUCAGAUAAAAAUGCAGACUUCAGUAAGGAAAAAGAACCUUUUAAAGGCAGUGCACCAGAAGACGUAAAAAAGAUUAGUAAUGAACCAGAACUGCAUAAUGAAACAGAGAAACAAAGCAUAUUAGCCCAGCCAAACGAACAAAAACUAGGUGAUCAAACAGCAGAUAAUGUAACAGAAGAAACUGUUGACAAAACUGAGGAAGUUUUAUCAAUCAAAGAUAAAAUGGAAUCUGAGAAUGAAACAGAAGAUGACAGAGAAACUGAUUAUGUCAACCCUGAUCAAGAAGAUAUCAGAGAAAGUGACAUGGACAAUGGAAAUGAGGAUGAUGAAGAAGAAGAAAUUGAAGAUGAAAAGGCAGAAUAUGAAGGAGAUGAUGAUGAUGAGUUUGAUGAUGAGGAUGAUGUAGAUGAUGAUGAAAUUCAUAACUGGUUGGAAGAAGGUCUUACUAAAGAAGAAAUAAGGGAGAAAACUCAAGAAGGAUUGAAAGAUGGGGAGUUUAUCAGCAAUGAAAAGUAUAUCCUGCAAGAGAAGGGAGUGAACCCAUUUGAGAUGUUACCUGCUGGAUGGAUAGCGCUCUCACAUAAUUGUGGCAUGCCCGUGUAUCUACACAAGGAGUCUAGAGUGUGCACGUUCUCUCGUCCGUACUACAUCGGGUCUGGAAGUUCAAGGAGCCAUGAGGUACCAAUCAGCUCCAUUCCUUGUUUGCAAUAUCGCCGUGAAUUAGAAAAGGAGAAAAUGCAAGAACAGGAGACGGCUGAAAAUACAACAAAUAAGGAAAAUGAAGAGGCUGAUGCUGAUGAAAAUCCAGCAGUGUCUUUAGGAAAAGAGAUUCUACCAAAACCAGUUAUAAAGAGCGCAGAUGUUACAGACAAAACCUUCAACAUAGCUCCUAAAGAAUUGAAUAAAUACUGCCGUGGAUUGUUCAGCUUUAGAGUUGUUACUGUGAAAAAAUUCAAGACGUGGAGAGAAAAGAGGGCUCAUAUGGUAGAAGAGAAAAAGAGAAAGGCAGCAGAGGUACCAAGACUGGCCCCAGAAACAAAGUUGCUCACUUGUCCUAUUCCAGCAGAAUUCACCAGCAAGAAAUCCAGAAAGAAAGAAUUUGUAUUGAAUCCUGAAGGCAAAACUGCAGUGAGCAUUUUACAUGAAUAUACACAGAAUGUACUAAGGGUCCAGCCUACAUAUGAAUUCAAGGAAAUGUCUAAUGCAGAUUUACCUUUCCAAGCCACAGUUCUUCUAAAUGGUAUGAAGUAUGGCAGCGGGACUGCUACUGGUAAAAGACAGGCCAAAAAUGAAGGAGCCAAAGCCACUUUAGAGAUACUUGUGCCAGAGUUAGCCGAGUUGUGGAAUGAAAAGAACCCUGCAAAUAAGCAAAAAAAUGAAUUGAACUCGGACCUUAAGUUUUUUGAAACAGUUGCCAUAGAAGAUCCUCGUGUUCCAGAGUUGUGCGUUAAAUCAUCCCUUCCUCAGCCAUACCAGGUGCUACACACGUGUUUACAGAGAAACUACGGACUUGGUGAUACCUCAUUUAAAGUAGAUAAGAAAAUGAUAUCCAAUCAAAAGACGGAGUUUACGUUAACUGUCGGGAAACGUACCUGCACGGUUGUGUGUAAGAACAAACGUGAGGCAAAACAAAAAGCGUCUCAGAGCAUGUUACAACAGUUACACCCCCUCCUGAAGAAUUGGGCAGCAAUACUUCGUUUAUACAGCAAAAAUACAGAAGUUGGCUUUGAUGAAAGGAAGGAUGAGUUUCCUGAGCAAAACUUUCAACUGGAGAAGAAGAAAAAUUUUGAAAUCCUCGGAGCAUUAAAAAAUGCAAUGAGGAAGGUCAGAGAACAAAGGAAAAACUUUUCUGAUGGUAGCUCAACAUCUGUUCCAGCGCAGCCACCAGCAACUUUAGAUUUAUGAUGAAGGCCAUAUAUCUAGUCACCAAAACAUAUCUUCAUUCCACACAUAUGUUGCUGUUGAUGAUGGCUGGUCCAUGGCAAAGUAGAUAUGAAAACUGCUUGUGUUUAGAAGUCACUGUUCCAUAUUUGUUCUCCUAUAUGUUGUAUAACUUGAAUUUAAAGAGACCAGCAAAAGAAUGCAGAAAUAUGUGCUCCCUAUCCUCUUAACCACUGGACAGAUUUUCACAAAAAAAAAACAAUAAUAUUUGUUAAUUUUAUCAAGACAAUUUGCAGUGUGUACAGCAUAGGUCAUAAGGUCACAGCUGGAAGGUCAUGAUCACUACAUUUUAAUUUGCCUGCAUCAGUGUGGUGCCUGGAGGUAUUAAUUGCCGUUAGUGAUAGCUCUAGUAUUAACUUUACCAGCAAUUAUACCAAAUUGUGAGCUUUGAAUGCAUUUCCAACCCAUGUUUUUCAACAUUCAUACAUGAAAGUGCCAUGGAAAAGUCACAGUCAUUUGCAACAUAAAUGUAAAAUCUCAGUCUAUAUGUAUUAUUAUGGUCAAACCAUGGUGUGAAAGGAUACUAUAUUUAAGUGUAAAUGUGUUUUUGUAGAAUUGAGUGUGUAUGCAUGGGAAUAUAGGACUUGAAAUGAUUGUAUAUUUAUUAAUAUAAUGUAAUAUACUUAAUCCAUGUUAAACUCGACAUGUGUUAAGGGCUGAAAGAAAUACUAGAUGUACAUGAAAUUACAUUAACAUUGUAAGAGUUGUGGUCUUAUUAGAAGUGCAGGACAGACGUUAUCCCUUUUGGGCAUUUAUUCUGGAUUUUUAUGCUCCCUUAGGCACUCACACCUUCCGAGAGUUUGUCUGGGCUAAACAAGUCAUGUUUCAGCUGCUAAAGCUUUUGUUCAAUUCAAGGAAUUCCCGUUAAACUUUACAUGAAAGUUAAUUAUAACAAGAAGGUGCUAUGAGGAAGAGUCAGAUCAGGUCAAGGUCACAUGCAGGGAACUUAUUACAAAUUUAGAGACCUCACUUAUUAUUGCAAUGCUUAUUUGUUCAUAAUAUCAUUUUAAAAUGAUAUUGUCUGCAUAUCAAAGGUUUUGCAUGUAAGCAGAUUUCUCUAAAACUGCCAGGCCUAUCACUUUCUAACUUAAACAUUUAUUUGGCAUCAUAAGUUGACCUCACAGGUCAAAGUUGACCUCACAGGUCAACUCACAUAACACCAGCAUUUAUUUUGUCAGAAUAAAGUCAGUUUUUUUAACUUAGAACUUUUGGUUAAAGUUUUACACAUGUAAGCAUGUUUCUCGGGAAUAAUGUUUUUAGAUUGUCACCUCAGAUGACAAAUUUCGUAACUCUGACUUACAUUUAAGCAAAAAGUAUGACCCUUUUUCAACACAGGAAAUUUUGAUAAGGUUUGACUUACAUUUUAUAUACUUGUCUAAGUCCAGUUAUUGUUAUAAAUAUUCUUGUAUAAUUCACAACUUUGUCAUACAGUGUCAGUAUUCUCCUUUGUGAAUUUAUUCAAUUUUUUUACAACAGCCAACUUAUAAUGUUGUAAAACUGUCCCAUUUUACAGUAAGUAUUUGUACGAUAAAUUGUGUCAGAGGCCUACAUUAUUAUUUUAUGUGAGGAAGUUAUUGGUUAAGUUAAAAAAAGCUUAUUUAAGUGUUGUUUACAGUGGUAUUGUUUACAUUGGUGUUGAUAACAGCGGUGUUGUUUACAGUUUACAUUUGCCAUUCCUUUAAGGGCAUAACUUUCCUUUAUUACCAAUACAGCUAUAGUAAUAGUUUAAAGAUUCCGCUAAUUAUGUUGUCUGUAAAUGUAUUGUUUAUAUAGUUUAUUAUUUUAAAGGUUUUCAAAGAAAAGUAUUUUAAUCAUGUUACAUACAAGUCACACUUUAUUAACUAUGACCUUAAGACAGAUAAAAUUUCUAUUUUGUCAGAAGGCUGAUAAAAUGAAAAUAGAAUCUUGAUUCUUGAGAUGAUCUGUCACUGGGAAGUUUGAUAUAGAUAAAGCUUUUGUAUUAAGUUUUGUAUUAAGUAUUAGUUUAGAUAUACUUUGUUUUUGGAAAAAAAAAUCUAUAAAACUAUAUUGGAUGCUGUUUGUACUUUCAUAAGAAAUAUAAAAAAACUUCAAAAAUUUGGAAUACCGAUCUGCAGAGCCUUUUUGCCUAAUUUUAAAUGGGUCUUUGUCCAGAUAUUUUGAAUAUUGUUGAUGAAAGAAAUGUCUCUCUAUACUUUACAUUCUUUUGUUUAUUGUGUGUUGUCUGUUUUAGGUAGUGGACAUGUGAUGGCAGUUCGUUCUUUCUGUACGAUCAUGUAUUCCUCUUAUAGUGUUCCAGCAUUCAGCAAAGGAUAGUAUAGCUCAUACUAGCCCCUGAAAAUGGCCUUGUGUUAAUACUGGAGAAUGGUGAAAUAUGUAAUUGUAGUUUCAUUGCCUAAAAGUCAUUUUCCAACAGUAUUAAAGGUAUGCAAUGGCAGUCACAUAAGAUAACUAGUUUUCCGAGAUUAGAUGCUAGUAUCGAUUUGUUCUCCACAAGUAUCUGUCAACUGCUCCACAUUACUCUGGAGGUUGAGAUCGUAUGACUUCAGAAAACUGUCUGUCAAAUUGUCACAGAGAACAUAAGCCUCUCUCCAAAAUUUGAUUUGCAACCCCUGAUUCUUGUGCUUUUCCUGCGGAGCUAAUCACAGGGAACCUACCAUUUCUAGUCUGUUGUAAAAAUGAUGGUUCUGCAUAUUGUUGCCUUUGAAUUGGGAAAUAUGUAUUUGAGACAGAAGAAAACAUAGAAUGGGUCUACUUUUUAUGGACUUGCAUAAAUAGUGAAAUGUGAAAUUGUCAGGUUUGAAGUUUUACUUCAGUCAAUGCUGAAGUGGGGUCUUGAAUUAAGGAUGGUAUGGUUAUAGUAUUAAGGUAGUGUUCAGAUUGGGUUCAAAUAAUUAUUUCUUCAAAAUUAUUAAAAUGAGGCAUUCUUUGAAAUGUUUACAUUUGCGUAGGGUUUGUUGUUAGUGCAAAGGAUUAUUAUUGAUUGAUUUAUUUAUUAAAUGAAAUAUAAUUUAAGUGUCAGCAUCAAAGAGAAGUCAUAUGAGCCACGCCAAGAGAAAACCAACAUAGUGGCUUUGCGACCAGCAUGGACCCAGACAAGCCUGAGCAUCUGCGCAGUCUGGUCAGGAUCCAUACUGUCCGCUUUCAAAGCCUAUUGCAAUUAGAGCAACUGUUAGCGAACAGCAUGGAUCCUGACCAGACUGCGCGGAUACGCAUGCUGGUCGCAAACCCACUAUGUUGAUUUUCUCAUGGUGCAGCUCAUAUAUGUUACCACUUAUGAGAUUAUAUCAUUUGCAUCUUUGUAACAGAAUUUCAGUUUGUAUUACCGGUACUUUUGGCCGUUCCUUUUGUAAAAACAUUAUGCAAAAAUGGUAGAACCAGUUGUAAUACUUAUCAUCAUUACUAACUUUGAUUUGCUCUUUAAAAUUUCCACACAUUUGUAUAUAUAACUUAACGCCUCUGUAUGAAUUGAAUGUGAUUAUUUUCAGUUAUAAAACACCAGAAGACUGUUUUGGUCAAAUUUGUGAUUUUCAAAAGUUGGUUUAUAUUUACCAUUCACCAAACAGAAUAAAGAAUACUUUCAACUCUUAUUUAUUCUUUGCAGGUGAAAUGUCACAUUAAUUUACCAUGUGAAAUCCAUGCAAAAGCUAUUAACAGAAUGAUGUGGUUUAUCAAAUAUGGUUUAUCAGAUAUGUAUUAAGACAAGAGGUAUUAGUAACUGAUAUUUUAUAAUUACAUAAAAUGGAUUUUCAAUGAA